Messenger RNA from Dunckerocampus dactyliophorus (ringed pipefish), 3412 nucleotides. It is a transcript of the gene lrrn1, whose product is annotated as leucine rich repeat neuronal 1. Gene Ontology annotation, molecular function: protein binding. The transcript has 2 exons. The record is from RefSeq and is a predicted model, not a curated record. NCBI's taxonomy places the organism in Eukaryota, Metazoa, Chordata, Actinopteri, Syngnathiformes, Syngnathidae. Bases 518 to 2671 code for a protein of 717 amino acids.
UGCUUGGCUUGGUGGUGGCUGACAGAAAGCUGCUCUCCGCCAAUAGGCUGCCGGGAAAUCAGCUGACCGGUGUGGCCAGCGCCAGGUGUUUUUAUCGUUUGUGUUUGUGUUUUUUUUCUGUCGGGAGUGCUAGCAGGGUGACAAUUGCUCGGUGGAGGCUAACGGCAGGUUGGCUCAUCUCUCCGCUGACCGCCAUGCAUCCUUGGGGCUGAUAAGACACACCGCCAGCAGAGGAAUACACGGUUCAUGCUGCUUUUGUUGUUGACGAUAAUUAGAGAAUUUAUUGUCGUUUGGUGGCAUCGGGCUGCCCUUUUGGGAUGAAGGAUCUACGCCUUUAACGACAUUGACAUGGAAAGACAACAAGAGUCUUCUGUGCCGCAAUCCUGCUAUUGAAGACACCAUUUGGCUGGUACUCCUGGUACUUUCACUCGCUCAGGAUUCAGUGAAAGAUCUGGUUGAUGACUGUUGAGGUACUCUCACCAAAAGUCAGCUGCCCUGCAACCUGUCCUUCCGCAGCAUGGCUAGAUGGAUGUUAGAUUGCUUUGGUCCGGGCCAGAUUUUGGCUGUACUGAUUGUGGUAUCAACAAGGAUAUCCCUUGUCCAAAACAGUGAUUGCCCCCAGCUGUGUGUGUGUGAGAUCCGACCUUGGUUCACCCCACAAUCCACAUACAGAGAAGCUAUCACUGUCGACUGCAAUGACCUACAUUUGACACGUAUCCCAGGGAACCUCUCGAGUGAUACUCAGGUUCUUCUUCUACAAAGUAACUACAUCGCCAGAACCAGCGAGGAGCUGGAACAGCUUUUCAACCUCACUGAGCUGGACCUAUCCCAGAACAACUUCAGUAAUAUUCGGGAUGUUGGCCUCAUCAAUAUGUCACAGCUCACAACACUGCAUUUAGAAGAGAAUCAGAUCACAGAAAUGCCCGAUUACUGUCUGCAAGACCUCAGCAAUCUACAGGAGCUCUACAUUAACCACAAUCAGAUUAAUACUAUUUCCGCAAACGCUUUCUCCGGACUACACAAUUUGCUAAGGCUUCAUCUCAACUCCAACAAGCUUAAGAGCAUCAACAGCCAAUGGUUUGAAUCAACGCCAAAUCUAGAGAUCCUCAUGAUUGGGGAAAAUCCUGUUAGUGGAAUUAUAGAUUUUAACUUCAAGCCUCUGGGCAACCUGAGAAGCUUGGUCUUGGCAGGGAUGGAUUUGACAGACAUUCCUGGAAAUGCGUUUUUGGGUCUAGACAACUUGGAAAGCCUCUCGUUCUACGACAAUAAGCUGGUUAGAAUUCCCCAAAAAGCCCUUCAAAAACUACCUAAUCUCAAAUUCUUGGAUUUAAACAAGAAUCCUGUGCACAAGAUCCAGGAAGGAGAUUUCAAGAACAUGCUAAAGCUAAAAGAGCUGGGUAUAAACAACAUGGGUGAGUUGGUUUCAAUAGACCGCUGUGCUCUGGAUAAUCUUCCUGAGCUCACUAAGCUGGAAGCGACAAACAAUCCCAAGUUCUCCUUCAUCAACAGUCAUGCCUUCCAUGAUGUCCCAGCCUUGGAGAGUUUAAUGCUGAACAACAACGCCCUAAAUGCCCUCUACCAGUCCACUGUAGAUUCUCUUCCCAACCUGCGUGAGAUCAGCGUCCACAGCAACCCCUUUCGCUGUGAUUGUGUUAUUCAGUGGAUGGCCGUCAACAAGACUACCGUUCGUCUCAUGGAACCUUUAUCCAUGUUUUGUGCCUUGCCAGCAGAGGUAAGGGGUAGGCAUGUGCAGGAGGUUCUGCAGAAGAGCUUAGCAAACAAGUGCUUGCCGAUGAUUAGCCAUGAUACCUUUCCCAGUCACUUCAACGCAGAUAUCGGUACGACUGUAGAUCUGGACUGCAGAGCCAUGUCCCAGCCCGGGCCAGAAAUCUAUUGGGUGACACCGACUGGGAGCAAAGUCAUGAUCGACACGCCGUCUGACAAGUACAGUCUCAGCAGUGAAGGUACAUUGAGGAUUUCUCAUAUGCAAGUUGAAGACUCUGGCAGGUACACCUGUGUGGCUCAGAAUUCAGAAGGAGCUGACACCAGAGUGACAGCCAUACGGGUGAACGGCACUCUGUUGGACAGCACUCAGCUUAUGAAAAUGUAUGUCAAACAGGCAGAGUCCCACUCAAUUCUUGUCUCCUGGAAGGUUAACUCCAAUGUGAUGACCUCCAAUCUGAAGUGGUCAUCUGCCACCAUGAAAAUUGACAACCCACACAUUACAUACACUGCCAAAGUACCUGUGGAUGUACAUGAGUACAACCUGACACAUUUACAACCAGCAACCGAGUACGAGGUUUGCCUGACUGUCUCCAACAUCCACCAACAAACACAGAAGUCAUGUGUGAACGUGACGACAAAACAAACGACCUUCGCCGUAGAGGUAUCCGACCAAGUGACCAACAACGCUCUUGCGGCAGUUAUGGGGACAAUGUUUACCAUCAUCAGCCUGGCCUCUUUGUGUGUAUACAUCGCUAAGCGGUGGAAAAGGAAAAACUACCAUCAUUCCCUGAAAAAGUACAUGCAGAAAACCUCGUCAAUACCCCUGAAUGAACUGUAUCCUCCGCUGAUCAACCUGUGGGAGGCGGACAGUGAAAAAGAGAAAGAGGGCUCCUCCGAGAGCAAACUCAGCCAGGUGGACACCACACGCAGCUACUACAUGUGGUGAGAGCGAACGCUCCUUUUUUGAGAGACAUUUGUCACAAGCACAUGGGGUAUAUGUGCAUGUCAGCGUAAACUACCUUAUCUUUUUCAUACUUUAUAUUCUUUGGUUCUCUCAGUCAUUUCGGCUCCUUAGUUUAACACAUUGCCUUUUUAACCCCUGCCUAUUUUGACAGGCACUGGCAGCUUUCUUUGUCUGACUGAAUAAAGUAGACACUUUGUUUUAUUUUUAGUACGGGUUAUGAGAACACAGCAUGAGAUAUUGUCACAGUUUCAGUAGACGUGUUAAUUCCACACUUUCUGAUCUAACUUGUUUCCCUAGCAGGAGUGUUAGCUUCUCUUGUAAAGCCGUUUCACUAUUGACAGUUGUGCACUGAAAUAUAUACACCGACUUGUCGAAGAACGCAAAUGUAAGCUGACAAAGUAUGUUUAGACUCGAUAUUCUGUCUAUUGAACAACGUGAGCAGUUUCUAUGUAAUGUUGUAUCAAUGACUUCAUUUACUUUUUGUACAUUGAUAAUCAUGUUUGAGUUAGGCUUUGCAGAGCAACUAAACCUGUAAACCAGCAGCAGAAACACGAAUGUUCUCAAUUAGGUGAAUUGAUGUACUGUAAGGCUUUAUACAUCUUGAAUAUUUCUUACCUUGCUAGAAUAUGUCUACAAUCACUUACUUUUUUGUGGUUUACACACAAACAUGUUGUUUAUUGAGGAAUAAAUGAAAUAAAAUCAUCUUUCAUCUUAUUUUUCAAA